This is a messenger RNA of Vitis riparia (riverbank grape), 1557 nucleotides long. Its product is annotated as S-adenosylmethionine synthase 1. Gene Ontology annotation, molecular function: methionine adenosyltransferase activity; ATP binding. Gene Ontology annotation, biological process: S-adenosylmethionine biosynthetic process. Lineage: Eukaryota; Viridiplantae; Streptophyta; Magnoliopsida; Vitales; Vitaceae. Gene Ontology annotation, cellular component: cytosol. Bases 100 to 1284 code for a protein of 394 amino acids. The record is from RefSeq and is a predicted model, not a curated record. The transcript is spliced from 2 exons.
UCUUCAACCAACCCCAACCUCACCUUCUUCUUCGGAUCCCUUCAUAUAUACCGUACCCUCCCUUCUUUCCUCUCUCUUUUUUGAUCAGUUAUUCGUUGCAUGCCAGUGAUGGAUACUUUUCUCUUCACCUCCGAGUCUGUCAAUGAAGGUCACCCUGACAAGCUCUGCGAUCAAGUCUCUGAUGCCAUCUUAGAUGCUUGCCUGGAACAAGACCCUGAAAGUAAAGUCGCUUGUGAGACAUGUACCAAGACAAAUAUGGUUAUGGUCUUUGGUGAGAUCACCACCAAGGCCAAAGUGGACUACGAGAAGAUUGUCCGUGAUACCUGCAGAGGCAUUGGAUUUGUAUCAGCUGAUGUGGGCCUCGAUGCUGAUAAUUGCAAAGUCCUUGUCAAUAUUGAACAGCAGAGCCCUGACAUUGCCCAGGGUGUUCAUGGGCACCUCACCAAAAAGCCUGAGGAGAUCGGAGCUGGUGACCAAGGCCACAUGUUCGGAUAUGCCACAGAUGAAACCCCUGAGCUGAUGCCACUCACCCAUGUCCUUGCUACCAAGCUUGGAGCCAAACUCACUGAAGUGAGAAAGAAUGGGACAUGCCCCUGGCUGAGGCCUGAUGGCAAGACCCAAGUGACUGUUGAAUACCGGAACGAGGGUGGAGCCAUGGUCCCAAUCAGAGUCCACACUGUCCUCGUCUCAACUCAACAUGAUGAAACUGUUACAAAUGAGCAGAUAGCCAAGGACCUAAAGGAGCAUGUGAUCAAGCCAGUCAUUCCACCUCAGUACCUGGAUGACAAGACCAUCUUCCACCUCAACCCGUCAGGGCGUUUUGUCAUUGGUGGGCCUCAUGGGGACGCAGGGCUUACAGGAAGGAAGAUAAUCAUCGACACUUACGGCGGCUGGGGUGCUCAUGGUGGUGGUGCAUUCUCCGGCAAGGAUCCCACGAAGGUGGAUCGCAGUGGUGCAUAUAUUGUCAGGCAGGCCGCAAAGAGUGUGGUGGCUUCAGGGCUUGCCCGCCGCUGCAUUGUACAGGUUUCUUAUGCCAUUGGUGUUCCAGAACCUUUGUCUGUGUUUGUGGACACUUACAAAACAGGGAAGAUCCCUGACAAGGAUAUACUGGCUCUCAUCAAGAAGAACUUCGACUUCAGGCCAGGGAUGAUUUCAAUCAACCUUGACCUGAAGAGAGGAGGCAACUUCAGGUUCCAGAAGACUGCUGCGUAUGGGCAUUUUGGCCGUGACGACCCAGAUUUCUCUUGGGAGACUGUCAAGCAGCUCAAGCCUGAGAAGGCCUAAAAGUCUGCCCUCUUUCCCAGUGGAUGUGUUUCUAGUACAUUUGUCAUCUUCAUUUAAAGACUCCCUUUUUUAUUUGAAAAGUACAUAGGAACAUCGCUGAGUUUGACUCUGGAGGAGACAGGGAUUUAGGAAUCAUAUAGUUGAAGUUGGGGAUGGUAGAUGUGAUCAUUAGAGUUCACAUUGUUCUUUGCAUCUAGCUAGUGGUCUCUAUUAAUGAUUUGGAUUUUAAGAAUGUGAGAUUAAUCAUUGGUCUUGGCUGUGGUAUUGACAGUA